Molecule: messenger RNA, 6243 nt
Organism: Balaenoptera musculus (blue whale)
Lineage: Eukaryota; Metazoa; Chordata; Mammalia; Artiodactyla; Balaenopteridae
Gene: DENND11
Product: DENN domain containing 11
Exons: 9
Coding region: 2983-4104 (373 amino acids)
Cellular component (GO): cytoplasm
Source: RefSeq, a predicted model, not a curated record
UAAAGCAAUUAAGCAGCAUUGAAACCAUACAGUAAAUUGGAAGUAACAUUAACAAAAAUUAUGUCAGACAAAAGAUUAAUAUUCUUACUGCAUAAAGAACUCAUGCAAAUUGAUAACAAUUCUUCAGACAGUGUCUUCAGACAGUGCUCUGAAGAGGAACCACAAAUCACCAACAUAUAUUUCGAAACCAUGAUUAGAUUCAGUCACAAAACGUUAACUUAAAACAAAAUGCCAUGGUCAUCUGACAAUUGGCCAAAAAAAAAAUAUUUUAAAUGGCACUAUCUAAUUGGGACAAGAGGGAAAUGAGACUGAUGCCCUUGUACACUUGUGAAUCAACAAUUAGGCAGUACAAUCAAAACAUGGAUACACCUUAAUCCAGUACUGCCACCUCUGGCAAUCUGUCAUGUCAGCAGCCUGAAUAGCUGAUUGUACUUGCCCUGCCUGUCACCCCUCAUUCUAGAUUUCAAUUUUUGCCUGAUAGCUGCCUUCCCUGCUGGGCUGUAAGCUUGAUGCGAAGGGAUGUCUGUUUUCUUCACAGCUGGACUUGGCAUAGAAUAGGAACCUAGUGUUAGUUCAGAGUGAAAUUUAGGCACAACAAAAAAGGGAAGAGCUUGAUUGUCUAACAAUGAGAAUGGUUAAGUAAAUAAAUUUUCAAACACACAUACAAGAGAAAGAAUUAAAAUGAUGCAUAUAAAAGUUUCUAAUAGAAUGGCGAAUUGUUCACAGUUUGAUAUUAAGGGGAAAAAAGAAUACAAAAUUGAUAUACAGUAUGAUUUCAACAUGUAAACACAGAAAAGAAAAACAACUAAAUCUAUCAUUUAAGAUAUACCAUUAUUAUACCAUUAUUUUUACAUGCCACUAAGAAUGAAAAAUGCCCAUGAUGGGGAGUCUAAUAUGAUACCCCCUACACAACUUUGCCAAGUAAACCUCCCACGCAGAGAGGGCCAGGCAAGGAAGACUGCUUGUCUCAACUUUGUCAUCGGGUGCAGAGAAGAAAAAAAAUCUCACCUAGGAAUUAAAAGGCAGGGCUCGCACUAGCUUGUAUUUUGAAUUCACACUACCAGCAUGGUCCAAAGAACCUCCAGCGGAGAAUUUAACUCAGAGUAGUCUCUGGUUGGUGGUCCUCCAGAUGGCUGACAAAAGCAAACACAAAUCUCCCCUGUGAGACCCGGACCUCAGUGGAGCCGGCAGCAGUUAUAAGUCGCCAUAGCAAUCCUAACAAGUGAGAAAUUUUGCAUCCUAGAACUGAUGAGAUAGGAUAAGCAAAAUCUUUGCAGGGGCCAAUCCAGCAGUGAGAUGAUAGAUCAAAAAUACUUGUAUAUAAUGUAUUUUAUGUACAUUGUAUUUUUAUUGUAGAGAUAUUUAUAUAGUGUAGGUAUAUUUUAUAUGUUUUACAUAAUGUAGAUAUAUUAUUUGUAAAAGUGAAAUAAUUUUAUUUUAAAAUUAGAACAUAUGGGAUUCUAGGGGAACUCAUUAAAAAAUUUAACAUUAUCCGAGGGUCUCUGAAUGUGACCGACCUUCAUUUCUUAUUGCCCUUAACACUAGUUUCCCACCAGAUCUAUUCUAAUAGCUAAGUUCAAUUAAUUGCCUCCCUAUCCUCUCAUGAAAUUCAGUAGACACAGAGAUGAUGAAUCUGAUGGUCAGGUACAGGGCCUCUCUCAGUCUGUGAAUGUGUGUCAAGCGGAGUGUCAUCAGCGUCAUUAACAUUUUUGAACACCCACUAUGUGCAAGAUACCAGGUUAAGCCUGGCAGGAGGGGGGCCAGUUGUGCAGAGGUUUAAAUCUCUACUUUCAUUCAUUUGCUUAGUUGACAAAUAUUUGUUGAGCACCCGUUACGCAAGGCACUAGGGUCUGAAGAUUGACCUAUGGCUGCUGAGCUAGAACACAUGCUUAAAUGAAGAUUGGAAAAGGUGCUAGGUUUAGGGUUUGGACAUUUUGGUCUUCUGUUUAUACAGAAAAUCGACUGGGAUGGAGAUUAUGAGUUUAUUUCUUCAUAUAUAUAUAUAUACAGCUUGAGGGUAUUAAACUAGGGGAUUCGGGGCUGGGGGGGGCGGCUCACACAAAAGAUCAGGAAAAGGAAGUCCCUUGGAAAAAAAGGAAAGUCAGACUGAAGCUGAUGGCUUUGGAAAUGGAUUAAGGAUUUCUUAUGAAUUCCCCAUUUUAUAUUUAGAAGUAACAUUUUGAAUGCCUCACCCCUUGGGGUAAAUCUGGUGGUUAAGUAAUCAGAGGAGGUGGGAUAAAGAAAUAGGAAUAGCCACUAAAAUAAUGAGAAAGCAUGAGGUGAGGAGAGAGACUUGUUCAGAUACCCAAUUCCUCCAAAGUUCAGGAAGGCCUGGGGUUUGCCUGCCCUCAGAAGGACGCUAGGUGUUACCCGGAGGGUGUUGAUGAAGAGUGACAUCUGUGUACCAGACACGCAAUGACAAGAUGAUUUAACCCUCCUUCCCAAGGAGAUCAUCAAUGACUGCCCAAGGCUGCUGCUUCCAGGCAAAAAUCUAUGACACAACAAUAAAAGAAUCUAUGCAGCAUUUUACCCUCAAGAAUGGAGACUGCUUUCUUCUUGGCUAUAUUUAUCAACCUCUCCCCCACCCCCCAAGGGCAAGUUAGUGACCGUCGUCCACCACUCUCUGUAGAGACUAAGUCACUGAAAUGGAUGGGGAGCCCCAAGCAGGGUCCAGGAAGGCCAGGGCCAGGCACUAUCCAGCACAUUCAAGGCACACCGACUGGGUGAUAUACACACAACUACUCCAGGCCGGACACCAAAGCCCAUAGCUUCAGCGGAUCAGGCCACGUCCCAAGCGCAAACAACGCGGGCAGCCGGGGCUCCCGCUUCUGCUUCACUCCCAGCACGGCGGGAGCUCUGAACACACAUCCAGGGUUAUGUAACACCUAUCUGUCACGGUCCAUAUGACCAGGGGACUUUCAAAAUCAUGGUGGCGUGUAACAGUUCACGGUGGUACAGUCAUCCCACGGAAUCCUAGGAAACAUGGUGGAAUGGUGCUUACCUCAAGAUAUUGACCUUGAAGGCGUUGAGUUCAAGUCUAUGGCCAGUGGGUCCCAUAAAAUUCAGUCUGAUUUCAUCCACGCUACACAUUGGGUCUAUUUUAGCUAUUUCCGAAAGGGGCCCUUCUUUGGCCUGGCCUGCUUCGCCAACAUGCCUGUGGAAAGCGAGCUGGAGCGUGGCGCCCGGAUGAAAUCCGUGGGCAUCCUCUCUCCAUCCUACACCCUGCUGUACCGGUACAUGCACUUCCUGGAGAACCAAGUCCGACACCAGCUGGAGAUGCCGGGACAUUACUCUCAUCUGGCAGCAUUCUACGAGGACAAGAAGGGGGUGCUCCACGCCGGUCCGGGGAGCGGUGGCAGCCUGCCCCCUGUCUACUGGCUGCCUUCUAUCCACCGAUACAUGUACCCCGAGAUGAAGAUCACACACCCAGCUGGCUGCAUGUCUCAGUUUAUUAAGUUCUUUGGGGAGCAGAUCCUCAUCCUUUGGAAAUUUGCCUUACUUCGAAAGCGCAUUUUGAUAUUUUCUCCCCCUCCAGUGGGCGUCGUAUGCUAUAGAGUGUACUGCUGCUGCUGCCUGGCCAACGUCUCCCUGCCGGGCAUCGGGGGCACCGUUCCCGAGUCCAAGCCUUUCUUCUACGUGAACGUGGCUGACAUCCAGAGCCUGGAGGUGGAAGUGUCCUACGUGGCCUGCACCACCGAGAAGAUUUUUGAGGAGAAGCGGGAGCUGUACGACGUCUACGUGGACAACCAGAAUGUGAAGACGCACCACGACCACCUGCAGCCGCUGCUGAAGAUCAACAGUGCCGACCGGGAGAAGUACCGGCGGCUCAACGAGCAGAGGCAGAUGCUGUUGUAUUCCCAGGAGGUAGAAGAAGAUUAUAACCCUUGUGAAGAGGACCUCUUUGUGCUGUUUUUCCUAGAGCAAAACAAUCGGAUAUUUCAGACUUUGCUGGAGGUGUCCGCCAGUCAAGACAAAACUCUGACAGCUGAGCAUGCCCGGGGCAUGGGUCUAGACCCCCAAGGAGACCGGAGCUUUCUUAUGGACCUGCUGGAGGCCUACGGCAUCGAUGUCAUGUUGGUCAUUGACAACCCCUGUUGCCCAUAGGAAGGAUGAGUUCACCCAGGCCCCAGAUGGCCUGAUUUUUAAUUAAGUUGACACAAAGGAACACUGUUUAUACUUCCAACAAAUGUAACUUUUGCAUCUCCUUCCCUCCCUCCCAAGAGGUAAGAUGAGAGCACCUUGGUUUUGUAGGUCGUUGGAAGCUACCACCUUCAGAGCUGCCGCCGGUGUGGUCUUAGGAGUUAUCAGAGCAGAUGCUCUCAUUGCCUUGUUGAGGGACUUGAGGAGAUGGGGCGAAGACCGCAUAUCACCAGGAGCGGGCCAAGCUCUGGAAACGUGGGGCUGGGCUGCUGAGAAAGUCUGUCCGGUCUUUGUCGCUUGACAUAUCAAGAAUAAGAGAACUCUCCAGUGUGGCGUUGGAUGUCCACCUGCCCGAAGCAGAAGCUAGACCAGGUCGCUUUUCAAGGUUAUUUUAAUCAGUUCUGGAAGUCUAGUCUUGGGAUCAAAUCCCUUUUCCUGUUUAUUAGAGUAAAUCUGUGUUUUCUCUGUUCACGUAGGUAAGAGACUUCAAAGAGGGACAAAGGAUGUUUCUGUCACCAAGUAUGAGCUUCUCUAAGGACAGAUGACUGGGAGAGGUUGCUUCUCAGUCACCUGAGAACUAAAAUUUUAGAAUGAAGCCUUGAAACCUUUCUCUGAGUGAGUUAAUGGUGGCCACUCCACGUAAUAGUCCUUUUUCUCUGAAUCCCCUCCUCUUGGGACGGGCUGGCAGAUUCCUUCAGGCCGAUGUUAACAAGAGUGUGUACCAGUUUGGAGCCCUCGUAAACAAACUUCUCUUUAGCAGAGACGACAUUUGUCGAGCUAAGUAAUUGGGACCAGAGAUGUACAGGUUUGUUAGCGAGCAAACGUGGCAGUCCCUCCACCCAGGAAAGUAGUUGGGAACCCUGAGUGUGAGCGAUGAGCUCCUCUGCUUUGCUCUGGAACGUUCUGACCUGGGACAGCUCCUGUCGGCCCUGCCUGUUCUCUUUGGCUGGGGCGUUCAGUGGAUGCCAGCUUAGGUGAGACAGCCACAGUUUGUUAGCCAGAGAAGCUAGCUCCUGGAGUAGCGUUUAGGCCUUUUGGGUCUGUUUAGGAUUUUGACUUGGGAUCCUGGGUUGUUGGUGACAAAUAACUUCUUGCCCCUCACCAUUCCUGCCUGGCUCUGUUAUUGGAAAAACCAUCAGUAUAUCCAUGUCUGGGACCAAGUUCCAGCCAGGCAAAUGUACACAGCAGAGAGAAAAAACUUCCAAUUAGAUGGAUCACAUGUCUUAUCUCAAGACUAGCUUUAUAGGGCUUAUUGCUUUAUUUAAAAAUAUUUUCACUGUAGCUCCUUGACAUGGAAUUCAAGACUAAAGAAAUUCACAUGUGGAAAUGCAAACAGACAUUGAUUAAUCAAGGUAGCAUCUUUUAUGUAAGUAUAUAAAUAAGUUUGGGCAUUGAAUUGUAAACUGUACGUUUUUCUCCUCUGUGGGUUUAGCCUUCAUUUCAGUAAUACAUAUGUUUACAAAAGAAAAAAAGACUCUGUGUUUAGAAGCUGAAGCUUCACUGCCUUUUUCCUGGAAGAGUGACUGUCUCCUCUUGCCCCUGGAGAAGAAGCGGCCUUUCUAACUUGGGUCAAGUUAUGGUUACUUUUAUACUUUUAGUGGUAUCUGAAGGUUCAAGGCUUUCUAAGUUGGGGGUGGGUGGUCAGAAGUAGGGGUGGGUGUAAAAGGGAAGGUCAGAUUCUCGUGGAGGACACAGGCAGACCCUCUUUCUGUGCAACUGGGGAAUUUGUUGGGAGAAUACUCUUUUAAGCACUUCUGCCCCAGAGGCCUUCUGCGUGUGAACGCUUUUGUUUUUGUGGUAUUGUAACUCCAAGCUCAGACGUGCUGAUGUAAAGGUAGUAGGAUGAAGAUGAGAUUCCUGUAUUUCCCUUUGAAUGGUGGGCCCAGGCUUCUGUGCUCCUUUUAGCUCCCUGCCGUCCUAGGCAGCUGUCCAUCUGGCAUCUCUGUGUGUCCCCCCGAUGCUCACGCAGAGGUCUGGGCUGGGGGUGGUCCUGGGAGGGGUGCACCCAUGAGGCAGUGCCACUAUGAGGUCAUACGCACCCUGGGCUCGGCUGACCUUGAAGAGGAAACCCAAGAAUCGGUUCUUCCCUGCAUUGCCAGCUUC